AUGGCGGGUGUGAAAAGAUACAGAGAUGGGCCAAAGCCGCAGGGCAGGACAGAUGUGGACUCGCCUUACAUACCCAUGUUUGAGAAUUUCCGUGCAGAGCUUGACGAGCACCAUGAUAGGCGGGAAAAGAUCAUCAAAGCCUCCAGAGACAUUACGGCUUCUAGCAAGAAGAUUAUCUUCGCUCUGCAGCGAAUACGCAACUUGGGUGAGAAGAUUCCAACACCAAUCAUCAAAAGCAAAGAGUAUUCACAGCAUACAUCUACCAUUCAUGAACGGUUCGUGUCGGUUGCGCCUGACCUGAAAGGGAUCAAUGCAUAUCGAUACCAGCGUCAGAUAUCGCCUGGCAUCCAAGAGUUUAUGGAAGCUGUCCUUUUCCGGCAUUAUCUCGAAACCCAAAGCAUUCUGUCGCCGUCAGAGGCUGCGAAGCUUAUAUCCGAGAACAUUCUUCUCCCAGAGGAUGACUACGUUCUGGGCCUCUUCGACAUGACUGGUGAGCUGAUGAAGUAUGCGAUAACGCAGAUGGCCACAAAUGGAGAGUUACCAGCUUCUAGAACAGGUGGGGGAGGCAACAUUCUGACUGGGCUGCAAGAUCUGAGAACGAACUUGGAGGCACUCGAUGUAAGCGGCAGUUAUGGUGUGGGUAGAAACAUUGAGCAGAAGAUGAGUACCACCAGAACGUCUGUAGAGAAGGUGGAGAAUGCAGUGUACUCAAUGACUGUUCGAGGCAAGGAGCGUCCUAAAGGCUGGAAUCCAGGGAUGGAUACUUCGAGACCCGUAGGGGAGGUGGAAGGCUAG
This is a messenger RNA of Endocarpon pusillum Z07020, 795 nucleotides long. RefSeq lists its product as uncharacterized. Gene Ontology annotation, molecular function: RNA binding; sequence-specific DNA binding; RNA endonuclease activity. The record is from RefSeq and is a predicted model, not a curated record. The transcript has 3 exons. Gene Ontology annotation, cellular component: cytoplasm; nucleus. The coding region runs from base 1 to 795 and encodes 264 amino acids. NCBI's taxonomy places the organism in Eukaryota, Fungi, Ascomycota, Eurotiomycetes, Verrucariales, Verrucariaceae.